Messenger RNA from Xylona heveae TC161, 616 nucleotides. RefSeq lists its product as hypothetical. The record is from RefSeq and is a predicted model, not a curated record. The coding region runs from base 31 to 237 and encodes 68 amino acids. Lineage: Eukaryota; Fungi; Ascomycota; Xylonomycetes; Xylonales; Xylonaceae. The transcript has a single exon.
GAUUCGAUGGCACGCCUAGGUUUCUCGACAAUGCCACUUAUCUUGCAUCAACCCACGUUCGCAUUCGCUUUCAUCGGCAUAUCAUUUAUACUAAGACCAAUCAUGUCGGCAUAUCAUAUGCAUUUGAUCACCAGCAUGCGGUACUACCACUAUAAUGCUUCAUCCGUGGAACCAGUCGGAAACAAUCGUCUUUUUGCUGCAAGUUACAUGUACGGGAAGUGGAUACAUCAACCGUAGCCACCGACGCACUAAAUCGACGGGCUCGACGGGACGAGAAUCUGGGGAAUCUGGGAGGCCCACAGUGGGUGCUCCACUUCUCCUCGUGAUGAGAGAUGCGCCUAUGUUCGUCUUGAGGGUCCGACGGAACCACUCAAACUCUCUCUAUGGGAACCCCCAUCUGCUUCAUACUACGGACUUUCCUUUCGCUAUUGCUCUGUUUCUGUCAAUUUUGAUCAAGAUGGGCUGUGCUCCGAGUAAGUAAGUCACGUUGAGUGAGGUCCAAUAGAGUGCUUACUCCCUUCGUUUCACUACAUAUUGCUGAUAAAAGUCCACGCGCAUGAAUUAAUGGGUUCUCUUUCUUGGGUUAGUAUGUAUCCCAGAAAGUGGAUUUGACGCU